UCAGGUUAUACCCUUACAGGUUAAGUUAUUUAAUAAAUGAAAAUAAACAAUUGUCAGUUACGUUACUCAGUUCCAUGAUUACGAUGCAUUCAAAAUAACGUAUUUUAAAUUACGAGUCUAUGGCGUUAAAAUAAUUUUUUAAACAGUUUGUGAAAAGAGAGGGAGAAAUAAAUUAAAGUUAAAAUAUAGACAUAGACAGACAUUUAAUCUUUUUAACUCUCUCGGACUUAUGGUGUCGCGUAGACAGUAACAGAGAAACGAUGAAAAGUGGGUGCUGGAUAAAUGUGGGGGACACUGAGUGAGAUAAUGUGAGAGCGUGGGAGACUAGAGUGUAUAUAUAUCUAUAUAUAUAUAUCCAAUAGAUGGUUGGGAGUUGGAUAUGGAGUUUGAGUACAGAGCGGGAGCGAGAGCGAGUAAUGGUGGGGACAAGGGCACAGAGGUUUGUUUAUCGCUUAGUGAACGGGAAAAGAGAAUUCGCGAGUCAGUCAGUGCGGUGCUUUCGUCCGUGUACGGUCGGGCGCGUGCUCUCUCUUUUUUCUUCAUCUUGUAACACAUCCUGUUUAUAUAUAUAUGUAUAUAUACAUAUAUUAUUAUAUUAUCCGAGUCUAUAUUCCGGUUUUUUAAAAAAUAUAAACGGUUAACUUUAAACUUUCGCGUACGCGUUUUAUAUAUCCAUAUAAAUAUAUAUCCAUAUAUUGUCGUGUUGUAAUUAUCAGUGAGUUAAAAGAUACAUAUGAAUAUUUAAACUCUUAUUUAAAUUCAAAUGUGUGUCAAUGACGCACAAAUAUAUUUGUCAAAUUAAUAAUUAUUAUUCGUGCAUCGGGAUAACGUUCAUUUAAACGUAGAUACGUUAAUUUAUGUUUUUUAAAUUAUGGUGUAAUGACAAGUUAUUGUGAUAAUUAUUAUUUAAAUCAUAAUUCUUAUUUUUGGAAUUUAACAUUUAUUUGGUUCGUCGUGAUAUAAAACUACAUCGGAUAAAAAUUUUCAAUAAAGUAAGAAAAUCUCAGAGUAGUUUCAAUGAAAAUUUUUUCAAUUGAAAUAAAAUUUACCGAAGUAAAUAGAAAGAGGGAAUCGAAAAUAAUAUUUUCGUCAAGAAUAGAAAGAAGAAUAAAAUAAAAAUAAAUAAACGAGUAUUGCGUAAGUCAAUUUUUAACUGAAUGACUCAAAGAUCCCAUAAAAUCUAGUCACGUUCAGACGAUCUUCAGCUUGUAAAAGCUAAAAUAGUAAAGCUACAGUAAAGCAAACGUCUUAGAGUGUGUCCGAAGUUGUUACUGAGUAGUUGUAGAGAAUAGCAACGAUAAAGGAUUUUCUAGUAGAAUGAGUUCUGAAGCGGCGAUCCUGGGGCUUGUGUUGCUCGUUGCUAUUGUUGGGGCAAAUCGUGUACUCGAUACCAGUAGGCCCACAGAGACCAAAAUUCAACGACCUAGAGUUAUCUACAAUAAUCACUUUGCUAUUCACGUACCCGAUGGACCAGAGGCUGCAGCUGCGAUAGCUAGUAAACAUGAAUUCGAUAUCGUAGGCCAGAUUGGCCCUCUGAAAAAUUAUUACCUUCUUACUCACAAAAAUGUCCACAAACGGUCCCUGGACACCAGCGAACAUCAUCAUAAACUUUUGCGAGACGAGCCUCAAGUACAAUGGUUUCAACAACAACAUGAGAAACGUAGAAAAAAACGUGACUACCAAAUUCCAUCUUCUUUUAGCUUCAGUGAUUAUCCGAGCUUCUUUGACGAUUUUACAGCAACGAGACAACGUCAGUCUUUUCACCAUCAACGUAAUCGAGGUGCACCUCUGCAAAAUUUAUUCACGGAUCCGCUUUUUAAAGAGCAAUGGUAUCUGAAUGGAGGAGCGAAGGAUGGUUUUGACAUGAAUCUCGGGCCAGCUUGGCAAAAAGGUUAUACAGGCAAAGGAGUGGUCGUCUCAAUUCUAGAUGAUGGAAUCCAAACAAAUCAUCCCGACCUUGCACUUAACUACGAUCACGAAGCUAGCACAGACAUCAACGACAAUGAUGACGACCCAAUGCCUCGUGACAACGGUGAUAAUAAACAUGGAACUCGAUGUGCUGGCGAAGUGGCUGCUGUAGCCUUUAACCAAUAUUGUGGCGUAGGAGUUGCUUACAAUGCCAGCAUUGGAGGAGUACGAAUGCUCGACGGUCCGGUAAAUGAUGCUGUUGAAGCGAGAGCUUUAGGUCUCAAUCCCGAUCACAUUGAUAUAUAUUCAGCGUCCUGGGGUCCUGAAGAUGACGGUAAGACCGUUGAUGGACCCGGUCCAUUAGCAAGAAGAGCUUUCAUCUAUGGAGUAACUAGUGGCCGUAAAGGUAAAGGCUCAAUCUUUGUCUGGGCGUCGGGUAAUGGUGGCCGUCAUACAGACUCAUGUAACUGCGACGGUUAUACAAACAGUAUUUUCACAUUGUCAAUAUCAAGUGCAACACAAGGGGGAUAUAAACCAUGGUAUCUAGAAGAGUGCAGCUCAACAUUGGCUUCAACAUAUUCGUCUGGUACUCCUGGUAAUGAUAAAAGCGUUGCAACUGUCGAUAUGGAUGGUAAAUUACGACCCGAUCAUAUAUGUACCGUUGAACAUACUGGUACAUCAGCAUCAGCACCUCUUGCUGCUGGUAUUUCUGCAUUAGCACUUGAAGCUAAUCCAAGUUUAACGUGGCGAGAUAUGCAAUAUUUAGUUGUAUUAACAUCGAGAUCUGGACCACUUGAAAAAGAACCGGGUUGGAUACUCAAUGGAGUGAAACGUAAAGUUUCACAUAAGUUCGGUUACGGGUUAAUGGAUGCGGGUGGAAUGGUCAAUCUUGCUGAACAAUGGACAAAUGUGCCGCCUCAGCAUAUUUGCAAAUCUCAAGAGAUCAAUGAGGAAAGACCUAUAGAUUCAUCCUUCGGUUAUACUCUCAGUGUUUACAUGGACGUAAGUGGCUGCGCUGGGACUAUUAAUGAGGUCCGUUUUCUUGAGCAUGUUCAAUGCAAGGUAUCAUUAAGAUUUUUCCCUCGGGGAAACCUUCGCCUGUUGCUGACCUCACCAAUGGGCACUACCUCAACAUUACUUUUCGAACGACCAAGAGACGUACUCAGUUCCAAUUUUGAUGAUUGGCCAUUCCUGAGUGUACAUUUCUGGGGUGAAAAGGCUGACGGUCGUUGGACAUUGCAGAUCAUCAAUGCUGGUACAAGACGAGUCAAUUCACCUGGAAUACUGAAGAAAUGGCAAUUGAUAUUCUACGGCACGGCCACCAAUCCCAUUAGAUUACGAACUCGUCAAUUUAAUCCGGUACAUCAUCAGUCGUAUUAUUCUUCAUACAAUCCCUCUGAAUUAUCCUUCCCGCACGAUCGCUCAUUGGGGGGAUCAGAUCAACACAACGAGUUCGAUUUUCGUCAAUCUGUCUUUCAGAAUUAUCCAGGUGCUUACGCGGGUGCUGCCUCCAAUAUCCAAGCAUCAGUCGCAUCUUUAGACGGUUCAUCAGCAUCAAUUCUCACCAACCGAUUACCUGGUGAUGUCUCCGAUGAUAUAUCAAGAUCACUACAGGGUUCCCUAGAUCCAUCUAAGCGAGUUCUACAUGACUGCGAUCCACAGUGUGAUCAUCAAGGAUGUUAUGGAACAGGUCCAACAGAGUGUAUUGCCUGUAAAACCUAUCGACUUGAUAAUAUGUGCGUAAGUCGUUGUCCGCCAAGAAGUUUUCCAAAUCAAGGUGGCGUCUGCUGGCCCUGUCAUGAAUCAUGUGAAACAUGCGCUGGCGCUGGCCAAGACUCUUGUCUAUCAUGUGCUCCAGCUCACUUAAGAGUUACCGAUCUUGCAGUUUGUCUUCAACAAUGUCCCGAAGGUUAUUACGAAAAUAGUGAAAAUUCUACAUGUGUACCAUGUGAAGCCAACUGCGCAAGUUGUCAAGAUCGUCCUGACCACUGUACAACGUGCGAUCAUCAUCUCGUAAUGUACGACAAUAAAUGUUACGCCGCAUGUCCACUUUACACAUACGAAACACAAGAUUAUAAUUGUGCGCCAUGUCAUCAAAAUUGUGAAACAUGUAAUGGCACUAGAGAAAAUCAGUGCAUCAGUUGUAAGCCAGGAUUCUUUUCACUAAACGGGAUGUGUCAAAGCUCAUGUCCAGCGGGUUAUAGCGCUGAUAAAAAAAGACGGGAAUGUAUGCCCUGUUCACUUGGAUGUGCCACCUGUAUUACAUCAAGCUGCACUAGUUGCAUUGAGGGAUGGAGUAUCAGUAAAAAAGGCAUAUGUGCACCCGAUAGCCGCAGUAAGUGUGAGGUUGCUCAAUACUAUGAAGUGGAUAAUUGCAAGCCGUGUCAUUCGAGUUGUGAAACGUGUGCUGGACCUAGUGAAGAUUUUUGUACAUCCUGUGCAAGCCCAUUGUUACUUCAAAGCCGGCGUUGUGUUGCACAGUGUGAUGAUGGUUAUUAUUCAUUAGCCCAACCAUCUAGGCCAAUUUGUUCGCCGUGUCUCCACACCUGCAAAACUUGUGUAUCACGACUUAAUUGCACAGCGUGUCAAGAGGGAUUGCAAUUACAAAGCGGGGAAUGUAGAUCAUCGUGUGCGCAAGGAUACUACAGUGACCGCGGUCAGUGCGCCAAGUGUUAUCUCUCGUGUAAAACAUGCUCAGGUCCACGUAGAGACCAGUGUGUUAGUUGCCCACAAGGUUGGCAACUGGCUGCCGGUGAGUGCCAUCCAGAAUGCCCGGAGGGGUUCUUUAAAUCAAAUUUUGGCUGUCAAAAAUGCCAUCAUUAUUGCCGUACUUGCAAGGGUGAAGGCCCUCUUGAGUGCACUUCCUGUCCAGCUCAUUCAAUGUUAGAGGGUGGGUUAUGUAUGGCUUGUCUUGGCGCACAGUAUUACGAUCCUUUGACACAAUUAUGUAAAAAUUGUCAUGGUGAUUGUCGACGUUGUACGGGUCCGGGUAAAUUUAGUUGCGCUGCUUGUACUUUACCGUUGCACUUUGAUAAACUUAAUAAUCAGUGUGUGCCAUGUUGUCCGACGACCAAGAAAAAGUCUGACACCGAUGAAUGUUGUGUUUGUGAUCCAGAAACUGGUGGCUGCAGGAACAGUUCACCUGCUGGUAAAAGACGUGUACCUGGUAGUGAAAUUUCUGGUGAUACGAUACCACAAUUCGAUACUGGAUUUGAAAGUCUCAAUAGUGAUACGAAAGAUCAUAAUGCUAAUUAUGCUGUUACUGCAGCGACUAUGAUGGCCGUUGCUAUUUGUGUUGCCUCGGUUGCCUUAUUUGUAGCCAUUUUUGUCGCCUUACAGGCUGUAUCAAGAAAACGUGAGUCAACAAAUGGAUAUACAAAACUGGCGAUGAGAGUUGAACCAUCAGAUGAAAUAGAAGUUGAUGAUAUGACCGAGCUUAUGACUUAGAUCUAAUUAAUGAAGAAAUAAUUAAACGUAAAGGAACUUUCCAAAUCUUGGAAAUAAAAACUCAUCAAGUGACAUAUGUGCUUUCUCCUCAUCGUGUAAUAGUGAAAAAAAACACAAAUAAUUACACCGUAAAACGUUAAAUUAAUUUUUAUCAAACAAUGAUAAAAUGCUAGAUAUUUUUUUUUUUUUUAAGUGAGGAGAAUAAAUGAUAAUUAAACUUGUCUGCAUGUAUGUAAUGUAAGAGAGUUACUGUUAAUGAUCGAAUAUUAAGAAACGAAUGGGUUUGUGUUUAUAGUGUAAACAAAAUAUUAAACCAAUGAUUAUAUGAAGAAAAAAAAAAGAAACGAAAAGAACAAAAUAAUGUGAUUCACUUAGAGGCAAUUAUUGUUGAGUGUAAUUGACAUUUGUAACUCGCACAAGAGUGAUUGAGGGAUAUCGUAAAGUGCCUGAUUAGUGAUACCCACACCAUUCUUCAAACUUACUCGACUAUUCUUUUAUAUUUUUUAUUUCCUCUUUCGUAAAGAUAUUAAAAAAAAAAAAUUGUUUUAUAACUCGCGGAAUUUAUUUUAAAAAUAUUUUUCUUAUUUUAUUAUUUAAAUAAAUAACGCGCUAAAUAAUUAAAUUUACUUGUGCAUAAGUGAACUGUUUCUUCAUUCAACAAACAUCGAAAAAUUCAAACUAAAAAUUUAAAAGAAAAAAAUAAUAAUAACAAGUAUCAGGCAUUUAUUAAACACGGCUAUAUAUAUAUAUAAAUAUACAUAUAUACCCGGGUAAAAAAAAUCGUUUCAAAAAGAUUCCGGAAAAUUUCAACAUGUGGAACUUUGAGUGAAACUUUUUUUGAACUUUUGUAAUUUUAAUAGUAAAAAAAAAAAAGUUUACUAGGAUUUUAUAUGAGCGAAUUUUGUGUUGUUAAAGAAACAUUUUGCCCUCGUUUCAAAAAAGUUUGAAAACCUCUAAUUUGAAAGUUUUCAUGAACGUUUAUUUAUUCUUAUGGGGCUAUUGGUUUUUAAUGGAAACUUUUUCGGAAUAAGGGUAAAAUGUAGUAAAAAUAUGAUUUAAAAAAUCUCUUUUUUGACUCAAAAUUUGCUCAUAUCAAGUCCGACACAAACUUAUUUUUUUACUAUCAAAAUUACAAAAAAUCCACUCGAAAUUUUAAUCUGUGUCGAGUUUAGAAAUUUCAUAUGUCGAAUUUUUUUUACACGGGUAUAUAUUAGCCAAAACUUUCGCCUCUGGAAUCUAAUAUUAUUAUUAAUUAUUAAGAAUCUUGUACAUUUGUAUAAAAAAAAUAACAAAAAACAACAAGACAAAAAAUUAAAAAAAAAAAGUAUAAAAUAAUUUAAUAUUAUAAAAGGUACCGUAAAAAAAAAAUAAUAAAUAAAUAAAACAUGAAUGUAUGAGAAAAUUUUAUAAAAUGGACAAAUAAUCAGAUAAAUAAAUAAAAAAAAACAAUAAUAAUAAGAAAAUCUGAUUAUUUGUUUAAUAAAAUUAAAUUAUACAUUCCUAAACAUUUUCAUAUCUUUUAGAGAUUACACAUUUAAAUUUUGUAAACAUUUGUUCUUUAAAUAUUUUAUUUUGUCAUUGAUAUAUAACAUUUUUUUUUUAUAUAUAUAUUAUACAUAAAUUAUAUAUUCAAAUAACAACUUGUUCCGUUUUUUUUAUUUUAUUAAUUUAAUAAUUUUAUUAUUUAGAAGACUAGAAUAAAGAGAAAAUAUGCGAUCGUUGAUAUCGUUGAUUUAAAGUAAAAUAAAUUGGAACUCUUUGAUGGUGCGUUGUGUCAUCGCACCAGCUAUGUGAAUAUUGGAUUUUGCCUUGUGAUUUGAUAUAACACCAUACUUUUAUGAUAUACGAUUAAUACUAUAUAAAUAAAUGAACUUUUUUAAAUUAAUUUUCUUUGACAUGUAAAUUAACAUAAAAAAAAAAUAAAAAAACAUACAAUUUAUUUUAUUUGGAAUGAUCAAGAAAAACUAUAAUUAUAAUUAAAUAGGAUAUUGCGUGACGAGGGAUGAAACAAGACGAUUUCAGACGAGAGUGAAAUUUACUAUCCGCGUCAGUGCGGGCUGACCACCGGAAGUCUGAAAUCGUGUUUUAUCUCGUGCCACGUGCGAUAUUUUUCAUAUUAUCUGCAUUAAUACCGGGAGUUUUAAUCUCAGGAUUCUGUCGAAGCAAAACAAUGUCUGAUAGCGCCGCAAAAAAAUUUUGUACUUUAAAUAUGAAAAUUCUAGUAAUUUAACAAGAAAAAUGAUCAAUUUUUUUUUUUUUUUAUUGAAACUCAAAUCAUUUUUGGAAUUUUCCAAACACAAUUACCAGUUAGGUUGGUUGUUAGGAUGACAUAAAUAUUUGGUGGUUCACAAUAAACGAAUGCGACUUUAAUGGGGGUGAAAUCAAGUCAGAAACUAAGGGGAUGUUCAGAAAAACACUGGAGAUUGAUAAAUAUAAAAUCAGAUAAUUAAUAAAGAAUACCUGAUACUGUUAGAUUUACCUCCACACCCUGGUAAGAAAAUCUCAUAGAAUCCAUUAGAUUCUCAUAAAUUCCUAUAGAAAUUUUAUAAGAAUGAAUGAGUUCUAUGAGAAAUGCUAUAGUUAAAUAUAGGGCUUUAUACAUACAGCUAUAAGAAUCUAUCAGAUGUUUUAAGCAGGGCAGAACUUAUGAACGCACUAUGGUACACGGAAAAAAAAUAAACUUAAAAUAUUAGUGUUUGAAAUUUAGGUAAUUUUAACAUUCUAAACAAUAAAUUUUGUAAUACGUUUCAUAUAUUUUUAAUAUUUAAGUUACGAUUUUUAAAGUUCAAAUAUUAAUUUUUAAAUCAAUAAUUAGUGUUUUUAAUGUACUGUCCAUAUACCUGCUAUAUGUCAUUUAUUAAUUUUUCCGCAUACACAAUACAUUUUUCACUAUGCCUGCACCGAAAGUUCAAAUUCCUGUCCUAUCUAAAGGAAAGGAAAUCAUUAUUUUCUUUUAUGAGAAAAAAAAUGAUUAAAAUUAGCGCAUGCGCUAUUCUUCCUGUAAACAGGUGCAAAAAUUUCAACUUUACGGUGCAGAUUUGGUGAAAAAUUGUAUACACACACACAGAGGAAAACAGGACGUCCCAAUCCGCGAGUUUGCCAUAGGCAAUUCUACACGUGGAAUGUCUUACUUUCUACCCUUGGUGUAUAAUGUACUAAUUAAUCUUUAUUCUAUAAUUAUUUACGUUUCAAUUAUAAAUUAAAGAAUAAAUUUACUGAUCACUAUCAUUAGAUUUCUUGUCGGUUCUCAAUUUAUAUAGUUUAUUUUUUUUCGUGUAGUCGAAUCAUUUCUCUGGUUCAACCAGAUAAUAUUUGUGAGCGUAGAAGUUGCACCUUUAUCUUCCAGAGUGGAUUUCUGAACAUACCCUAAUUUACCAGGCAGAAAAUAAUGAGUUUUUUUCACUAAGAAAGAAACCGAUCAGUUUCUAUCCCCUCAAUCGUGUUGGUCUGAAAUUGGCGCGUUUUAACUGAUAAUACAGGCAUUGAAACUCAAAUUUUAAAUGCAGGGAAUAUGAAAAAUAUUUAAAAUUAUUCACGACAUUGUAACCUUAAUAAUUCAUUUUUUUUGUUAAUCAAUUCCUGAUAGACUUCAUUCCAAGGACCAGCAAUUAUAUUCAUUAUUUUUUCUCCCCGAUCAAUGAGAUCCUGACUAUUUUUUAAAGUAUCCCUGCAAAAAAAAAGAAAAUAAAUAAAUUUAAAAAAAUGAAUGAAUUAAAAUUUUUAUAAUUUUAUAAUAGUAAUAGUAUCAAAAUUAAAUUAUUAAUUAUUAUUAUUAAUAUUAUUAUAAAUAAAAAAACAAUUACUUGUAAAUUGAAGAUUUGAAAUUGUCAUUAUUAUGUUGCAAAUAUUGUAUACUGACAUCUGUGAUCUUAUUAAUUUCAUUAGCGACUUCAAUACUUUCAUUUCCAAAUUUUAUUUCAACGACAGUGAGACUUUUUUCAAGAUAUGGCAUCGAGUCUAACCAAUUACCCAUCAUUAUAUUAACUUUUGCUAAAGUAUCAAGUGUUAUUGCUAUGUCAUCAUGAUAUUUAUAUAACCAUUUUUGUCGAAUAUUUAAACAACGUUUUAAAUAAUCAAUUGCAUCUUUAUUUUUUCCUAUCUGUAAAUAAUCCUGGGCUGAUGCAAAUAAAUCAUUUGCUGUUUUUAAUUCUGUCUGUACUUUAAUGUCUAUUUUACUUGACACAUUGCAGUCCAAACAACGAGAUAAAUGGGUUGUAGACUUUUCCAACGGUCCAUUACAUUUUGGACAUUGAACAGCAUCAAAUCGAUCC
Microplitis mediator is the source of this 9626-nucleotide messenger RNA. It is a transcript of the gene Fur2, whose product is annotated as furin-like protease 2. The record is from RefSeq and is a predicted model, not a curated record. The transcript has 12 exons. NCBI's taxonomy places the organism in Eukaryota, Metazoa, Arthropoda, Insecta, Hymenoptera, Braconidae. Gene Ontology annotation, cellular component: trans-Golgi network; Golgi membrane. Gene Ontology annotation, biological process: protein processing. The coding region runs from base 1318 to 5355 and encodes 1345 amino acids. Gene Ontology annotation, molecular function: serine-type endopeptidase activity.